AUGCCAGAUCACUUGUUGAUAAAAACACCUCUAGGAAAACUAACUAAUCGCUCCUUGCCAUUGCUGAUAUUGGUUGCUGCAAUAAUACUCUGGGCUGUUGGGGCAUUGGAAGGCACCUACCCGUGCAUGUGGGGUAGUGGUACUAUUCUGUCAUGGAUAUAUCUGAGGUUUUGGCAACGGCAUAGCAGCGGCUCAAGGGGGGAUAUGGCUGACAACUUUAGUUUUGACAAUUUCUUCCCGACCGUGCUUCAGCCGUUAGUCCGCGGCAUACUCGGGCCGCCGGCACGUUGUCUCGCGAGGUUAGGGAUCUGCACGCCAGCGCCGCGCCGCGUCACUCUGGCGCUCAGCCCUCGAGGAGUCACCAUCUCGCUGCCCGGCGUAGAGCCCCAUGAUAUGGAGAGACGGCGGCAAAUCGCGCUGAAAGCAUUGAGCGAGCGAUUGUCGAAGACUUCUGAGCAGACGCGACAGAAGAAUCUAUCGACCAAAGUUAAUAUGGAUGCUGUGAGGAAGAUGCAGGCCUCUCACGUGAUCCCACAGUUCUCCGCGGCUGAGGUGGCGGAAGCAAAACCCCCAACUAUACCUGAGACAACUCUUGUUGACAUCAGCACGGAACCCUCGACCCCAACAACAAAGACCUCA
Iphiclides podalirius (scarce swallowtail) is the source of this 639-nucleotide messenger RNA. Lineage: Eukaryota; Metazoa; Arthropoda; Insecta; Lepidoptera; Papilionidae. The record is from the annotation of a GenBank genome assembly.